CCCCUGGAGCCUGUCCAUGGAAGGAGAGGCUAAGAACCCUGCUGAGAGAGUGGUCACGAUUACCUCCAUCCUGGGGCCUGACUCCAGUUCCUUACACCCGAAGAUGCACUACUCACUACUUACGAUGUCAGCAUGUCUGCAUGCAACAGUUAAGGGUCAGAGGCUUCUAUAGGUCCGCAAGCCAGUGCGCUGGGUGGAAGCAUGUGUUCUAUCAGGCCAGACAAGGUGGCAUAAAUGGAAAUAAACUCAAGCUGAUGCUUCAAAAACGAGAAGCACCUGUUCCAACUAAGAUCAAAGUGGCCGUUGAUGAGAACAAAGCCAAAGAAUUCCUCGGCAGCCUGAAGCGCCAGAAGCGGCAGCUGUGGGACCGGACCCGGCCCGAGGUGCAGCAGUGGUACCAGCAGUUUCUCUACAUGGGCUUUGACGAAGCGAAAUUUGAAGAUGACAUCACCUAUUGGCUUAACAGAGAUCGAAAUGGACAUGAGUACUAUGGCGAUUACUACCAACGUCACUAUGAUGAAGACUCUGCAAUUGGUGCCCGGAGCCCCUACAGCUUUAGGCACGGAGCCAGCGUCAACUACGACGACUACUAACCACGAGUUGCCACACGCUGUACAAGAAGCAAAUAGCGGUUCUCUUCAUGUAUCUCCUAAUGCCUUACACUACUUGGUUUCUGAUUUGUUCUAGUUCAGCAGAUCUUUUCUACCUACUUUGUGUGAUCAAAAAAGAAGAGUUAAAACAACACAUGUAAAUGCCUUUUGAUAUUUCAUGGGAAUGCCUAACAAUGCAUCUCAUUUAAAAAUAGAAAUAAAGCAUUUUGUUAAAAAGAAAA
This is a messenger RNA of Mandrillus leucophaeus (drill), 832 nucleotides long. RefSeq names its product chromosome unknown open reading frame, human C2orf40 (gene ECRG4). NCBI's taxonomy places the organism in Eukaryota, Metazoa, Chordata, Mammalia, Primates, Cercopithecidae. The transcript has 4 exons. Gene Ontology annotation, biological process: central nervous system development; anaphase-promoting complex-dependent catabolic process; regulation of cell population proliferation. The record is from RefSeq and is a predicted model, not a curated record. Bases 141 to 593 code for a protein of 150 amino acids.